This is a messenger RNA of Lipotes vexillifer (Yangtze River dolphin), 600 nucleotides long. It is a transcript of the gene LCN2, whose product is annotated as lipocalin 2. The coding region runs from base 1 to 600 and encodes 199 amino acids. Gene Ontology annotation, molecular function: small molecule binding. Lineage: Eukaryota; Metazoa; Chordata; Mammalia; Artiodactyla; Lipotidae. The record is from RefSeq and is a predicted model, not a curated record. The transcript is spliced from 6 exons.
AUGCCCCUAGGUCUCCUGUGGCUGGGCCUCAGCCUGCUGGGGGCCCUGCACACCCAAGCCCAGGAUUCCACCCCCAACCUGAUCCCAGCCCCACCUCUGUUCAGGGUCCCGCUGCAGCCCAACUUCCAGCCUGACCAGUUCCAGGGGAAGUGGUACAUCAUAGGCUUGGCAGGGAAUGCAUUUAAGAAGGAAAAACAAGGCCAGUUUAAGAUGUACGCCACCACCUACGAGCUGAAAGAAGACCGCAGCUACAAUGUCACCUCCACCCUGCUCAGGGACGAGCGCUGUGACCACUGGAUCAGAACUUUUGUCCCAAGUUCCCAACCCGGCCAGUUCACCCUGGGCAAUAUUAAGGGCUUCCCCGGGGUGCAGAGCUAUACCGUGCAAGUGGCGACUACCAACUACAACCAGUUUGCCAUAGUGUACUUCAAGAAGGUGUACAAGAACCAGGAGUAUUUCAAGACCACCCUCUACGGGAGGACCAAGGAGCUGAGCCCUGAACUGGAGGAGCGCUUCAUCCGCUUUGCCAGAUCCCUGGGCCUCACCGAUGACUACAUCCUCUUCCCUGUUCCAAUCGACCAGUGCAUCGAUGACCAGUGA